Molecule: messenger RNA, 381 nt
Organism: Vairimorpha ceranae
Lineage: Eukaryota; Fungi; Microsporidia; Nosematidae
Exons: 1
Coding region: 1-381 (126 amino acids)
Source: RefSeq, a predicted model, not a curated record
AUGUUUUUAGUUUUAAUAUUAGAGUCUGUAAGUAGUUAUAUGCUUGAACCAAGACAUGGAUUAAUGAUUACAACUAAGACAACUACAAAUCCAUUCGCCUAUAACAACAGCUUUAGCCAUAUGAGACCUUUUUCAGAACCUCUAUUUUUUGAACGUAUUCACAGAGAAAUGGAGCCAUUUGCCGUGGAAGAAGAGCAUCGCAAGCAAGAUUUAGAUUCAUUUCCUAAACUUAAGAAGAAAUUUAGUGAAGUUUUUUUUAGCCACACAAUAGUUAGACUAGCUUUAUUUACAGUGGCAUGUGCACUAUUCUUUUUUAUAGGAUAUCAAACAAGAAAAAGUCAAGAGAGUAAUUCGUAUAUUAGGCUGCCAACUACCAAUUAA